AGCAUCGUUUUUAUAUUCUCAACUCGUCUUUUGUUUCUUUAUUCAGUUAAAGUGCAAAUUUCGUACGAUCAAGUUCGGUACCAGUUUCAAGAGUUUUCGAUCAAAUUUUACCAAUAUGCCCGCAAUUGAACUUGAAACCCAAGAUAAAUUAGACUACACAUGGUUGCCUGCUGGACCUGAAGGUAUUGUCUUUAGAGUGCGUGCAGCUAACGAUGCUCAUAUUGCCUUGACAUCAUCUGAAGGAUUAUCAAAUCCUAUGAUUGAAGUGAUCAUUGGUGGUUGGGCGAAUUCCAAAUCAGCAAUUCGUAAAAAUCAAGCAAGACCAGAUGUUUUUGAGACACCAACACCAAAUAUUUUGGACGCAAAUGAAUUCCGAGGUUUUUGGAUUCGUUGGUCUAACAAUUACAUCACUGUUGGAAGGGAAAACGAAGCUGCACCGUUCAUGUCGUACUCCAAUCCUGAUUCAUAUCCAAUCAAUUACGUUGGAAUUUGCACGGGAUGGGGAGCUUCUGGAAGUUGGAUAAUUGAAGCGCCUCAAACUCAACAGGCACCACAAGCAGCAGCUUACACUGCAAGUGGCGCUGCACCAGUUUGGGUUAAUGCUGCUGGUGGAGCAGUUCCUGAAGGAGCUCUCGUUGGAGGUCAAGAUACCAGUGGAGAAAACCUUAUAGUUGGUAGAGCUCUUCAUGAGGGCGCAAUGAUUCCUGGAAAAGUUGUUGCAUCACAUGGUGUUUGCUAUGUUGCUUGGGGCGGUGGCGAACAUGGUAAAAAUGAAUUCGAAGUAUUGGUUGGAUCCGGUAACUGGGUUACUGGAGCUGGAUCGAAUAUUCCACCAAAUGCUUUGCCUGCUGGUGAAUCUGAAGAUGGUGAACCUCUUUUUGUUGGUCGUGCCCAUCAUGAAGGAACUGUCACCAUUGGAAAAAUCCAACCAUCACAUGGCGUUUGCUACAUCUCAUUUGCUGGACAAGAACUUGGCUUUAGUGAUUUUGAAGUUCUCGUUUAUUAA
Molecule: messenger RNA, 1006 nt
Organism: Clunio marinus
Lineage: Eukaryota; Metazoa; Arthropoda; Insecta; Diptera; Chironomidae
Source: the annotation of a GenBank genome assembly